AUGACACCUGAACUCGCAACCGCAGCAGCUGCGCCAUUGCUAGAAAAGCCGGUGUUGACAAUUCACGAUGUUGUCAUGGCAACCCACUUCCCCAAUGAUGUUUUCUCCUACAUCGCAGGGCCAUCACAAGCGUCGUCGUCUCCACCGCCGACGUCCAGCAAUAUCUUCCUCCAGGCGGUGAUCCCUCCCGGCAGGCCAUCACAUGCUCCGCCACCGCCUCCGCCGCCGUCUAGCCAUACCUUCGUCCUGGCGGUGAUCCCUCUCGGUAGUCUACAGACAAACUACACCGUCCACGAGGCUCCGGCUCCUACUCCUCUCCUAUUGCUGCCUGUGCCGCCGCCUUCGUCUGAUGUGUCUCCGGUGAUGGUGCAGGUGGCCGCGCCUCCGUUAUCUGAUGCAGCUCCGAUGCUAGCGCCGCCGUCAUCUUAUGCAUCUCCGGUUAUGGUGCAGGUGCAUUUGUUGGUGGAAGGGGAAGCGGGCGCGGCGCCAGUGUCGGUGUUGGUGGUGGGCGUGGACUUCUCCGCGGUGUCGGUACCGGACAUGGGCGCGGUGGCGGUGGUGGGCGUGGGCGCGGAGGCAAAUGCGCUCCGACGGCGGUGA
This is a messenger RNA of Oryza sativa Japonica Group (Japanese rice), 600 nucleotides long. Lineage: Eukaryota; Viridiplantae; Streptophyta; Magnoliopsida; Poales; Poaceae. The record is from RefSeq and is a predicted model, not a curated record.